AUGGGCCCGACUAAUCUAGAAGUAGAGCAGACUGUCCUCGCCGAUGCGCCGGCCGCUCGAGAUGAGGAAAAAGCCACUGUUAAUGCCUCCAACUCGCCUGACGAAAAGCAAAAUGAGGAGCUAACGUUUGACACGGGCUUCUUCUCCUGGCUUCAAGUGCUAGGCUCGUUCUUUCUCUUCUUUAAUUCAUGGGGUGUCAUCAACACAUGGGGUGCAUACCAAACCUAUUAUGAACAGACAUUGCUCGCCGACACGUCUUCAUCCACAAUCGCCUGGAUCGGGUCGUUGCAGUCGUUCCUUCUGAUGUUGAUUGGCGUCAUCACAGGCCCUCUCUUCGACGCAGGCUAUUUCCGGGGACUCAUUGGGUUCGCAAACUUCAUGCUACCAUUUGGCUUGAUGAUGACUAGUCUUUCGACCAAGUACUGGCACCUCAUUCUCGCUCAAGGAAUCUGCGUGGGUCUUGCGGCUGGCUGCCUCUUCGUGCCUUCUGUCGCCAUUCUACCACAGUACUUUCGCCGCAAGAGAGGUUUCGCGAACGGACUUGCCGCCAGCGGUAGCAGCAUUGGCGGUGUCGUAUAUCCCAUCAUGUUCAAUCAGCUGCAGGAGAAAAUCGGAUUCCCGUGGGCCACUCGAGCUAUCGGAUUUCUCUGCUUCGGAACCACCUUUAUCUCGUUUAGCAUCAUGCGAGUCCGGUUUGCGCCAAAAGAGAAACGCAAGCUUUACCAGUUCUCUGCUUUCAAAGAUCCUGCAUACUGCCUGUUCGCCGCGGCAAUGUUCCUGGGUUUCCUAGGCUUUUACAACUUCCUUUUCUAUGUGCAGUCUUACGCCAUCGACACCGGAAUUGUGGAUUCAAAUUUGGGCUUCUACCUGCUGUCCAUGCUCAACGCUGCCUCGACCUUUGGUCGUAUUGGACCCAACUUCAUCGCGGACCAUACCGGCCCCCUCAACAUGCUUACGCCCGCCGUUACUAUCACGUCAAUCUUGGCCUUUGUCUGGAUCCGGGUCCACACGGUUGCCGGUAUGAUUGUCUUGACCAUCCUUUACGGUUUCUUCUCAGGUGGAUUCGUGUCACUCCCGCCUGUGGUGAUGGCGAGCAUGACACCGGAUGUUCGGGAUCUCGGUACCCGCCUCGGUAUGGUGUUUGCCAUUACCUCCAUCGGCCUAUUGAUUGGCACACCUAUUGGCGGAGCUAUUCUGGCCGACACCAACAACUACCUAGGUGUCCAGCUCUUCACUGCUUGCUGUCUUAUUGCAUCUGCCGCGCUCAUGGCCUCCCUGAGAUUUGUACGCUCUGGUCCUCACCUGGUGGCCAAAGUUUGA
This is a messenger RNA of Penicillium macrosclerotiorum, 1320 nucleotides long. RefSeq names its product MCT family MFS transporter. Gene Ontology annotation, molecular function: transmembrane transporter activity. Gene Ontology annotation, biological process: transmembrane transport. The transcript has 2 exons. Lineage: Eukaryota; Fungi; Ascomycota; Eurotiomycetes; Eurotiales; Aspergillaceae. The coding region runs from base 1 to 1320 and encodes 439 amino acids. The record is from RefSeq and is a predicted model, not a curated record. Gene Ontology annotation, cellular component: fungal-type vacuole membrane.